Molecule: messenger RNA, 1589 nt
Organism: Felis catus (domestic cat)
Lineage: Eukaryota; Metazoa; Chordata; Mammalia; Carnivora; Felidae
Product: collagen alpha-1(I) chain-like
Exons: 2
Coding region: 1-948 (315 amino acids)
Source: RefSeq, a predicted model, not a curated record
AUGGUGGGGGCGCCCGGCCUCAGCGGCGGCGCGGACGGCGGGCUCCGCGGGGGCCCGGGGCCGAGGCCGGAGCGCGGGGGGCGAGGGCCGGGGGCCGCAGCCGCAUGCCCGGCUCACAGCCCCCCUGGCCGGGCGGGAGGAGCUGGCGGCUGCGCUGGCCGGCGCCCCGCCACCACCAUCCCUCCCGCAGUGCUCGCAGCCGAGUCCCGGGGCUGCCGGGGGAUCGCGGCUCGGGACGGCCCCGGCGGGCGGCUCUGGGCCGGGGAGGGGCGGGCUCCGCGCUGGGGCCGCGACUUGGGCUCCGGGACGCGCCGCCACACUCUGCCCUCCGCCUCCGCCCCUUCCCUUCCUCCCUCCGGCCCGCCAGGCUCCACUUUCCUCCCUCCUCUCUCCUCCCCUUCUCCCCCCUCUAAGCCCCCGCCCGGCUGCCACACGGUCAGUUUACGGCGGGGCGGGGCGAACUCCGGGCCGGGCCAGCUCCGCCCCGAGCGGGGACCCGCCCGGGGACGCGGAGCCCGGGGCUCCCAGGUGCAAGUCCCUUACGCCGCGCUUACUGGGGGCCCCCCCGGGGGAGCGAAGACGCUAAGGAGGGUCUCGCUCUGCUUUCUUAGCAGCCUGGCGCCACGGGGAAAGACGGGCACGCUCCAAGGGGCGAACCGUGAUUACUUUGAAUUGCUAGACUUCGAGACGGAGAGCAGGUAUGGUGAGAUCCUGCCUUGGCCGCCUGGCUCUCCCAAAGUCGCACCUCCAGCAGCGCGAUCGCCCCGAGGAGAGACGGAGGCGCCUGCGGGUGUAGUAAGGAGACGCGCUGGAUCUCGAAGGGAGGGCAUGUGGGGCGUGGAGGCACAUGUAAAGCCCACUUUUCCCUCGCAAGCACUUUGCCGUUUUCGAGGAUUCGAGCCUGGACGAUAUGCCGCUAGCCUUCCUCAUCCCUCGCGGUUUCCGUGAAGUUAAACUGAUAAACUCAGAAACAGGACUGCACCUGGAAAGUGCUGCAAUCAAGUCUGCCCCUAUCCCAUCCCACCUGGUAGUUCCCAGCCUGCCCAGACCUGCCAUAAGCCGCUGAGUCCCAAAUGAUGACAACAUUCUUCCAUGCUCCAUUAUCUUAGAACUAUUUUGCAAAUGCCUUUUCUAAUUCCUCUGAAGCUUUUUGUUUCUAGUUUGUGCCUUUUACCCUGUCCUAGAACUCUUCAUUUCAUUAUGCUGGGGGAUGGAAGUGCCCUUCAAAUGCUUUGCCUUCCUCUAAGGGGCAGAGUCAGGGUGUAUAGAUGCACCUGCUCAGAAAGGGAGACCCGCAGCAGUGCCCAAGGUGUCUGGAACGGCUUCCCUUCUGCUGGGAGCACAUCCCAUUGCCAAUCACUGCUGAGCUGCCGGGCCCAAAGGAGACCCCUGGUUGGCUUGGGGUUCACUCUCAAGGUUUGAGCAAGGAUAACCCAGAGAAAUGUUAUGUGUCUUCUAGUGUUAAAACAAGGUUAGUUCUUCAAAAAGUUAAACACAGAGGGGCACCUGGGUGGCUCAGUCGGUUAAGCCUCCGACUUCAGCUCAGGUCAUGAUCCCACAGUCUGUGAGUUCGAGCCCCGCGUCAGGCU